Messenger RNA from Tupaia belangeri chinensis (Chinese tree shrew), 957 nucleotides. RefSeq names its product olfactory receptor 52A5. Lineage: Eukaryota; Metazoa; Chordata; Mammalia; Scandentia; Tupaiidae. Gene Ontology annotation, molecular function: G protein-coupled receptor activity; olfactory receptor activity. The record is from RefSeq and is a predicted model, not a curated record. Gene Ontology annotation, cellular component: plasma membrane. Gene Ontology annotation, biological process: G protein-coupled receptor signaling pathway. The transcript has a single exon. Bases 1 to 957 code for a protein of 318 amino acids.
AUGCUCAUGCUCAAUGGAUCAGUCUUCAUGCCUUCUGUAUUAAAGCUAGUUGGGAUUCCUGGCCUCGAGUCAGUGCAGUGUUGGAUUGGAAUUCCAUUUUGUGUUAUGUACAUCAUUGCUGUGAUUGGGAACUCCCUAAUUUUAGUUAUAAUCAAAUUUGAAAAAGGCCUCCAUAUACCCAUGUAUAUUUUCUUGGCCAUGUUGGCAGCCACAGACAUUGCACUUAGCACCUGUAUUCUUCCCAAAAUGCUAGGCAUCUUCUGGUUUCAUUCACCAGAGAUUUCUUUUGAUGGUUGCCUCUUACAAAUGUGGCUUAUCCACUCACUCCAGGCAACUGAAUCAGGUAUCCUUCUGGCCAUGGCCUUGGAUCGUUAUGUGGCCAUCUGUAACCCAUUGAGACAUGCCACCAUCUUGUCCCAACAACUUUUGACUCAUAUUGGAGUUGCAGUGACACUCAGGGCUGCCAUCCUUGUAUCACCAUCUAUACUUCUUAUCAAAUGUCAUCUUAAACUCUACCGCACUACUGUUGUCUCCCACUCUUAUUGUGAGCACAUGGCCAUUGUGAAACUGGCUACUGAAGAUAUUCGAAUCAACAAGAUAUAUGGUUUAUUUGUUGCCUUUACCAUCCUGGGGUUUGACAUAGUCUUUAUCACCUUGUCCUAUUUUCAAAUCUUUACCACUGUCUUUCAAUUACCCCAGAAGGAGGCACGAUGGAAGGCCUUCAACACAUGCAUUGCCCACAUUUGUGUCUUCCUCCAGUUCUAUCUCCUUGCUUUCUUCUCUUUCUUCACACACAGGUUUGGUUCUCACAUACCACCAUAUGUUCAUAUCCUCUUGUCAAACCUUUACCUGUUAGUCCCACCUUUUCUCAACCCUAUUGUUUAUGGAGUGAAGACCAAACAAAUCCGUGAACAUGUCUUGAAAAUGCUUUUCGCCAAAAGAAGUCUUGGUCAUUAG